Messenger RNA from Trematomus bernacchii (emerald rockcod), 2482 nucleotides. RefSeq lists its product as uncharacterized. Lineage: Eukaryota; Metazoa; Chordata; Actinopteri; Perciformes; Nototheniidae. The coding region runs from base 105 to 1961 and encodes 618 amino acids. The record is from RefSeq and is a predicted model, not a curated record. The transcript has 14 exons. Gene Ontology annotation, cellular component: secretory granule. Gene Ontology annotation, biological process: regulation of hormone secretion; neuropeptide signaling pathway. Gene Ontology annotation, molecular function: enzyme regulator activity.
UCCUUCACCAGUGACUUUACCAAGUGACUGACGGAGAUUGAGGUGUUUCAGUGAGAGACUGCUGUGUACUUUGGAACAUAUUUGAGUUGAGUUGCAUUUGAACCAUGAAGAUCACAGACAGUAAUGUGAUUCGGUUUCACCUUCAAAUUAUCCAUGGGAUAACUGUGAAGAGCUUGGAGAAGAAAAAGAAGACACUGUUAUUAGGUGGUUCAAAGAUCUUUGGAGUUCCUCUGGAGAAUUUAGCUAGGAAAUACAUUCCUGAGUUUGGACUGGUUCCCUGCUUUUUAGUGGAUGCUUGUUCAUUUCUGCUGGAGCGUGCUGGGACUGUGGGCCUGUUCAGAAAAUCAGGCUCUCUUCCUCGCAUUAAGACUCUCAGGGCUAAGUUGAAUAGCGGUGAGGGUUGUCUGUCCACUGCCCUCCCUUAUGAUGUUUCCACGCUGAUCAAGCAGUUCUGCAGGGAGCUGCCGGAGCCCCUGCUGCCCCCCGAGCUGCACGCUGCCUUGCUCAAAGGCCAGGCGUUAUCCAGCCCGCAGGACAGGACCUCCGCCCUGCAGCUGCUGUCCUGUCUGCUGCCUGCCAGAAACUCCUCCUGCCUGCAUUACCUGUUCGACUUCCUCUCCAAAGUCUCAGAGAGAUGCUCUGAAAACUUGAUGACCUGCUCCAACCUCGCCAUAGUCUUUGCUCCGUGUCUUUUACCGCCUCCAAACAAGGCCGAAAUGUCUGAAGGGCGGCUUAAACUCAGAGUUCUCGUCCUACACACCUUCAUUGAAAGUCCUCACUUAUUCGCUGUGAUUCCCAAAGCAGUAAUGGACAGUAUGGAGUUUCUGAUCAACUUCCCUGUUCUAAAGGACGCUAGGAGAGGACACGGAAAGACACAAAGUUUGAAAGAGAAGACGGCAGCCUGGAUUCCAGCGACGUCAAAGGUCAAGCCGGCCGUCUCUGAGCAGAGCAAAGAGUCGACGUCCGGGGAGAAACCCACGCUCAGGAGAAGCAUCGGCAUGGAGACCUUCCCCAACAUCCUGCUGUUUAGGAGCUACCAAUGUUUCAAGCCUGACGCGGCUUUGUCGGACAGUCACAGCCUCUAUGGCAUAGAGGCAUGCCCCCAAGAGAUACUAAAAAGAGACCUGCGUUUUGUCAAUUUCUCACGAUUUGCCAGAGGACACGGUUCAGAGAGCUCCCCUGCUCUCACUGGUGUCGGGAAACGGCAGCUCACACCUUGGAGAAAACGCAUUUCAAUAUUAAGAAAACACAGGUCUCGCGCAGUACGCAGGUCCCCAUCAACACACACGAUGACGGACAUGAUCUCGGCGGUGCGGCUCUCAGUGCUCGGCCUGCUCCUGGUCCUGCAGCUGGGCAGAGCUUCAGCCCGGAGCCCCCGCACGGCAGACCAGGUGUCCGAGGCCGACAUCCAGCGCCUCCUGCACGGCGUCAUGGAGCAGCUGGGCAUCGCUCGGCCCAGGGUGGAGUACCCGGCUCACCAGGCCACCAACAUCGUGGGUCCUCAGAGCAUUCAGGGUGGUGCUCACGAGGGGCUGCAGCACCUCGGCCCCUUUGGAAACAUCCCUAACAUUGUGGCCGAGCUGACUGGAGACAACGUUCCCAAAGACUUCAGCGAGGAUCACGGGUACCCAGACCCUCCGAACCCCUGUCCUCUGGAGAAGACAGCAUCAGACGGCUGUUUGGAAAACGCUCCGGACACAGCCGAGUUCAGCAGAGAGUUUCAGAAACACCAGCACCUGUUUGACCCCGAGCACGACUACCCAGCGCUGGCCAAGUGGAACAAGGAGCUUUUGUACCAGAAACUGAAGGGUGGACCCAAAAGAAGAAAAAGGAGCGUGAACCCGUACCUGAUGGGACAGAGGCUCGACAACGUGGUCGCCAAAAAGUCUGUUCCUCACUUCUCUGAGGAAGAGGAGGAAGCGGCACCGACCGUCCCUGCUGCCAGCAGAACCACCACCUAAACUCCUGCAGCACUCACUGUAAUAUUUACUAUACUUCCAGAAACAAGUUUUUAACUGUGUGUUUAAAUCUUGACUGGCAGUGUACAUUAUACCUAGAAAUGUAUUAUAAUGAGUUGAAUAUAGAUCUGGGGAAAUGUUGAAUAAGAUGGUAAUUCUUAUUCAUGACUGUACAGAAAUGAAUUAACUCACUCUGAAGUUUCUGAAGUUAGGUUUUUUGUAUGUCUUGAUAUUUCCAGUUAAUCACAUCUGAAGCAAAGAUUCAAUAUAAGUCACAUUAAUCUUGGAAGCAAAGUAGCGGCUUUGCUUUGUCUUGUGAAGGAUGAUUUGAAACAUCACUGUAGCAUGGUAAAUACUGUAGCUAUUCUACUGGUGAUGUAUAUCUGCUUCUGUCACCAUACUGCAGUAUAUAAGUCUCUACAGGCAGCACUGAAUCUGUUGUGUAACUUCAUCUUGCCGGAUAAAUGUUUGUGUUGUGUUUUUGUUCUGUAAAGUCAAAUAAACGAUUUAUCUGCAUUGAAAAA